AUGUUAUUAUUUUGGUGUGGGAAUAUUUCGCUCAGUCUUUAUUUAUCUCAUCUCAAAGGCUAUUCUAUAAUUACGUACAACCAAACAGUCACAUCAACGCCAAACUUUGGCAACACGAAACCUGGCUUUUCUAGUCCUGACGUUCCACCUUGUACGCAAAAUUUUGUUUCGGUUGUUGUGGAUCCCACUAAUUUUGCAAGCAUCUUUAAUUUACAACCAUUUUUUGCUUGGGAUGCACAAUCAUGCAUUACCACAUGUGUAAAUACAUGUACAAAAACCGCUCCUGCAAUAUCAACAGAACAGGCUGCUUGGUGUCUUGUUGUAAGCAAUCCCAAUAACGGUGCAGUUUUUCUCAGAAUUUCUUAUACCUUCACUGAUCCAACGAGCGCUGUUACUGUUACUGUUAACAGUACUCCUACCAUUAUUACAAUCAAUGGGGGAGUCAGCCCUACUACUACUUCUAAUACCAAUGAAUCGAGUAGUUUAACCCAUACUUAUACCGCUACAAUAAAAAUUUCUUCUG
This is a messenger RNA of Paraglomus occultum, 523 nucleotides long. NCBI's taxonomy places the organism in Eukaryota, Fungi, Glomeromycota, Glomeromycetes, Paraglomerales, Paraglomeraceae. The record is from the annotation of a GenBank genome assembly.